Molecule: messenger RNA, 2350 nt
Organism: Drosophila busckii
Lineage: Eukaryota; Metazoa; Arthropoda; Insecta; Diptera; Drosophilidae
Gene: Diap2
Product: death-associated inhibitor of apoptosis 2
Exons: 3
Coding region: 237-1736 (499 amino acids)
Source: RefSeq, a predicted model, not a curated record
UCCGUGUAAUGCUUUUUCAAAUUAUUAGUCUUUGUUUACUGCAAGUCUACGCUAUGUUUAGUAUAUUCUAGUAUUUUCUUAUUGAGUGCAUUUUGUUUUUGUUGCCCCGCGGUCACAUUGCUGUUGCAAUCAAUAAAAACUAUUUUGCCAAUUGCUCUUUUUUUAAUCCACAUUCAAGCCAAUUGCAUCACAACUGCACAGAUAACGUCACGUUUUAACGCUGUGCUUCACAAAACAUGAGCGAUCGUCGCCUGGAAUUAGAGAGUGAGAGGCGUGCGACUUUUGCUGAAUGGCCUACUAAUGCGCCCGUCCAUGUUGAUGAUUUGGUGAAAAAUGGUUUCUUUGCUACGGGCAAUUGGCUGGAGUGUGAGUGCAAUUGGUGUCACAUACGCAUAGAUCAUUGGGAAUAUGGCGAUCAAGUCGCGGAACGACAUCGUCGCGCUUCGCCAAUUUGUUCAAUGGUCCUGGCGCCCAAUCAUUGUGGUAAUGUCCCGAUGGAGCCAACUACAAGUGACUGUGAGGGCAACAGUGUGGUCGAUGGCGGUGGAACAACACAACAGGGUACCCAAUGCGCUUGUCCGGAUCUCUUGAUAGAGGCAAAUCGAUUGGAGACUUUUAAGGAUUGGCCUAAUCCUAAUAUCACACCACAAGCAUUGGCCAAAGCAGGAUUUUACUAUCUUAAUCAAGCGGAUCAUGUGAGAUGCGUUUGGUGCAAGGGCGUGAUAGCCAAAUGGGAGAAGAACGAUAAUGCUUUCAAUGAACAUCGUCGCUUCUUCCCCAACUGUCCACGCGUACAAAUGGGACCACUAAUUGAGUUCGCCGGCAAGGAUCUGGAGGAACUGGGCAUACAGCCUACUACACAACCGCAGCGUCCAAAAUACGCCAGCAUGGAGGCGCGCUUACGCACAUUUAGUGAUUGGCCCAUUGCCAACAUACAACCAGCCGAUGCACUAGCUCAAGCAGGUUUAUACUAUCAAAAAAUUGAUGAUCAAGUGCGCUGCUUUCAUUGCAAUAUUGGAUUACGCUCUUGGCAAAAGGAAGAUGAGCCCUGGCAUGAACAUGCCAAAUGGUCACCCAAAUGCCAGUUUGUACUGCUCGCCAAGGGACCCAAUUAUGUGCGUCAGGUGCGUGAAACAACUAACUCAGGCGCAUCGUCAUCAUCAUUAGCCGAUGCCUCGGCACCGCCCUCGGUGCCUACGACCAUCAAUGGCGCCAUGUCCGCUGCGCCAGCAUGUGAAGCAUUGGCCUUAGGCAUUGAUGUGGGCGUGGUGCGUUCAACUAUAGCACGCAAGCUCUCUAGCACAGGUAGCGCCUAUGACACUUUGGAUGAGCUGCUGCAUGCUAUAUUCGAUGAUGCAGGGGGAGAUGCAGCGUUGGAGGUGACCGAACCUACAGCGCCACCUGCAGAAAGCACAGCCACCACCAGCAAAGCCGCAGCAGCAGCCGCAACAGCACCAGAUGAACCACCCAAAGCUAAAGUAGCACCAGCAGCAGCAGCAACCCUUAUGCCAGCACCGGUUAAUGUGGCUAAUCCGAAUGGCAACUUGUCACUCGAGGAAGAGAAUCGUCUGCUAAAGGAUGCACGCUUGUGCAAAGUCUGUCUGGAUGAAGAAGUGGGAGUGGUUUUUCUGCCCUGCGGUCAUUUGGCUACUUGCAAUCAAUGCGCGCCGAGCGUUGUUAACUGUCCCAUGUGCCGUGCUGAUAUUAAGGGUUUUGUCCGCACAUUUUUAUCCUGAAAAGUAGCAUAUCUUAUUGGAAGGAACUUAGCAUAAUUAUUGUCUACUAUGUACUUGUAACGCCUAGCGUAGUUGGCCUAUCAGCUGUUUAAUCGUUUACUAACCUGAUAGCUAACGCGUCUCACAUGUUACUAACUUAUAUACUAUUAUUAUUGUACUAUGUCGAAUGUUUAGCGCAAGUAUUUUUACUCAUUUUAAAAUUCUAUCACAUGUUUAUAAUUGUAAGUGCUCUUGCCAGUUAGCCAAUGGCUUCUAAACGAAUUACAAGGAUUUCGAUUUGAGUUUGAAUUUUGCUGCUGACAAGAGCAAUGCUUAAAACAAUAUUCGGCUGUGCCGAAGCUUCACAUAAAAAAGCUGUACAUUUAUUGUUGUUUGUUUCUGUUAUUGUGCCGCUGAUUUAAUAGUUUAUACACACACAAAAUCCAAAUGCAAAUAUACAUAUACAUAAAUAUUACUAUUGUCCUAUCAUUAUCACUAAAUGCUGCUGUGACGUCAGUGAAAGUGACCCGUAGUGCUAUUGCCUUAAAAAUUCAAUACAAAGUACAAUGAAUGACGCGUUUAAAUAAUGCAAUAUUAUCUUGAUAAUUUAUACAGUGUCUAAUUGCUUACCUCAU